AUGGAGAAUAUCCUGGCGACUCUCGAAAAGGGUAAUCGGCCUACCGGAUUACCUGCUGAUACUUGGUCUGUGUCAGCGUACUUUCGAUGGGGAUAUGGUUAUCACAAAGAUGAUCUACCACCGGAUAUCCAGAAGGCUCUGACGCCUAAAAUUUGCUUCUGGCUCAACCAGAUCUUUUUCAAGUCGACAGCGGGCGUGAUCAAGCUUUCAAUCUGUACCAUCUAUAUGAACAUCUUCAGCAAACCUGUUCUCUUGAGUACAAGAAUUGCACGGUAUGCCAAUUUUGCACUGAUGGGCGUCAUCAUCGCCUACUACACUGGCGGCACUCUGGUAUCGACCUUUCAGUGCAACCCGAUUCGUAAGGCCUGGCAAGGUGAUCUCGACGGUACAUGCAUUGACAACACCAAAUUUCGUGUCGCAAAUGCCUACAUCAACUCUUUUACGUCUGUCUUGCUGGUUUUGAUACCAUUUCCUGCUCUUUUGUCAACGGGGCAUCGGAGCAAAGAAAUAUGGCAAUUCCUCUUUCUCAUUGCCUUGGGACUCGCACAUACGGCUUGUGCUGUGAUUCGCGUUGUGAUGAUCUACGUGCCGAACGAAGGAGCUGCUACUGAUCCUUACUGGUACAAUACCACGCCCAAUACUCUCGCCAUGGCUGAGAUAUUCACGGCCGUCAUUGUGUCUACUAUCAUGACAAUGCGCCCUUGUUUCCAGGUUGUUUUUAGUGGGAUAGCGACGACCGUCACGAGUACCUCACGCACACGAAGAACUAAAGUUGACAACUCAGGUGUUUUGGCAUCAACCGCAAGCCAAAUACGAAGGUCUGAUCGUCAAGGCUUUAGUAAGAUUGGGACAACCAAGACUGAGGUGUUAAACAUCGAGUUGCAGAGCAGAGACCGCAGCACUGAAGAGUUAUUUGUGCUUGGCCACCAUCACAUGUCUACUGUUGUUUGUCAUGAUGACUAUAGAGACUUCCGCCACAGAUGUCUAGCCUUUAGUCCAACAAGGCUCAUCAACAAUUCGACCUUGACGCGGCAAGAGUUUGUUUCUGCUGGUACAACGUUGCAGCUCUCAGACAAUGUACCGAGUUGUAAUCGCGCCUCCCAGGCUGUCACAGUCGACCUCUGUCGCAUUGCUCUCCAAAUUCCUACCUCGAAGCGGUCAUCAAUCAGCUUCGAGCUAUGGUUGCCGAGUGACUGGCAGGGAUCGAGAUAUCUGGCAACUGGUAAUGGUGGAAUUGAUGGAUGCAUCAAGUACGAGGAUCUUGCGUAUGGCACAACUAAUGGUUUCGCUACCAUGGGUACCAAUAAUGGACAUAACGGUACGACGGGUAUUACCAUGCUGAACAACCCUGAAAUUAUCAAGGACUUCUCUUACAGAGCUCUGCACACUGGCACUCGCUCCGCCAAGAAGCUGAUGAAAGCUCUUUACGGCGAGAAACCAGCUCACAAUUACUACCUGGGUUGCUCACUGGGCGGUCGCAUGGGUAUCAAGGCCGCAGAGAAGUACCCUAAAGACUACGAUGGAAUUGUCGCUGGAUGCCCAGCUGUUGACUUCAACAAUCUUCAAGGCCAGAGGGCUAUAUUCUACCCAAUCACAGGAUCUGCAGAUUCACCUAACUACAUACCCAUUGACACCUGGAAGGGGCUGAUUCAUGACGAAGUUCUUCGACAGUGCGACAAGAUUGACGGUGUUGAGGAUGGAAUUAUCGAGGUCCCAGACAAGUGUUUCUUCAACCCGAAGACCUUACAAUGCAGCCCCAGACGUCCCAAGAACUGCUUGAACGCGGCUCAAGUCGCGCAGCUGCAAAAGAUCUACGCUCCUUAUACUUAUCCCAACGGCAAGCUCAUCUUUCCUCGUAUGAACCCUGGCAAUGAACUCCAGGCCGUAUCGAAACUCAUUGCAGGCACUCCUUUCAGUUAUUCUGAAGAUUGGUUUCGAUAUGUCGUAUAUAACGACCCGAGCUGGGAUGCUAGCACCUAUAACACGAAUGAUGUGCGAAAGGCAGAUGAGCUGAACCCCUUCGACAUACGUACCUAUCCUCAAGAGCUUCCCAAGUUCAAGAAACGCGGUGGAAAGCUGCUGAGCUAUCAUGGUGGCCAGGACAACCAAAUCACACAGUUCAACACUCAGCGUUUCUGGAACCGCAUGUACUCUGCAGAUAACGGCCUGCAGGACUACUAUCGCUAUUUCCGCAUGUCAGGCAUGUUCCAUUGUAACUCGGGUCCUGGCGCCUGGGCUGUUGGUCAGGGUGGUGGUGCCCCUGCUGCGGGUAUCCCCUUUGAUCCCCAACAUAAUGUAUUGGCGGCCAUAGUGGCUUGGGUUGAGAAGGGUCAGGCCCCUGCUAGCUUGACGGGUACAAAGUUCAUCAACGACACUGCCACCAACGGAAUCGACUUUCAGCGCAAACAUUGUCUCUACCCUAAGACGCAGACAUAUAUUGGCGGUAAUCCUAAAAAGACAUCCAGCUGGCAAUGUCGAUAG
Molecule: messenger RNA, 2481 nt
Organism: Fusarium subglutinans
Lineage: Eukaryota; Fungi; Ascomycota; Sordariomycetes; Hypocreales; Nectriaceae
Product: feruloyl esterase B-2
Exons: 8
Coding region: 1-2481 (826 amino acids)
Source: RefSeq, a predicted model, not a curated record